AUGCCGGACCUGCGUCGUCAAGUGUUGGAGAGUGGCAAAACCAUCUCUCGUAAAGCUGCUUCCCGCGAAGGCUCUCGACGAACUUCGCGCGCCAACUCUGCCCAGAAUUCUCGCCAGUCCUCUCAGAAUCAGAGCCGAUAUGGAUCGGACGAGGAAGAUCUUGACAGUCUCAGUGAUGAUACGGCCAUGAGCAUUGGCUCGUUGGACGAUCUAACCGACAACCCCGAUCUGGACAACCAUGAUUGGGUUGAGGAGCUUGGGGAUGUCAUCCAGGAUAUUCUGGACCGCAAGCGUAGUAGUAAUCUGAGUCGCGAAGAGGCCUAUGCUGCAUUUUGCCGACUGGCGAAGUAUCACUAUGUCGAGGAACAAAUUCGCGGUCGCGUUCUCGACUUGGUAGCGGCAUUCAACCGCAGUAUCAAGUUCGAGACUAGUGUGCGCGAAACGACGCUGGCGCUUCGUGCCGUUGAGCUCCUCGCCAUUUCAGCCUACGAUAACACGAUCUACGAGCAUGUCGAGCCCUUGCUGACUCGUACUGUACGAGAUUCAACCUCCAACACGGUCAAGGCAGCGGCGAUUCACUGUCUGGGCGUCUGCACCAUCCAUGCAGGCGCUAGCGAAGAUGGGAUCCUCGACCAAAUGACGUUCUUCUUGGAUAUCGCUGCCUCCGACGGGCAGUCGAUCGGUGCCGGGGACGACGCAGCCAGCGUUGUUGCUGCCCAGCAAGAAUGGGGCGUGCUCGCGACCUAUAUUGACGAUCUUGAAGGCGAAAGCGAGGACGCCGUGCAGAUCUUCAUGGACCAGCUGAACAGUGGUGAUUCGGCCGUCCAAAUAGCUGCCGGCGAGAACAUCGCGCUCUUGUACGAGAAGAGUUACACCCCACAGGAGGACGAUGAUGACGAGGAGGAUGAGGAUGAAGAAUCGGAAGAGGAAACAUUUUUGUCUGGAGGUCGCGGCAACGGCCCCAAGUUGAUCAAGCGCUACAACGCCUACCACAACACGCACGAGCUUGAACAGCAACUCCAGUCGCUGGCCAAAGUCCACAGCAAACGGAUCAGCAAGCGCGAUAAAAAGAGUCUACACAGCAACUUCGCCUCCAUCCUAACGACGGUGGAGAAUCCUCGUCGCGGACCCAUGUACAACACCGCUAUCGACCAAGACACCAACCGCCACUACGGCAGCAAGCUGACGGUCAAGAUCGGCCGACAGGGCGUGAUGAACAUCGAUCGCUGGUGGAAAUGGACGCGGCUGAGCUCGCUUCGACGCACCCUGCAGGGCGGCUUCGCAGCGCACUACUACCAAGGCAACCGCGCCGUGCUGGAAAGCCUUCCGGUGAUCAUGCGCAUGGACACGCCGUCGGACCGAGGGUACGCCAAGCGCACGGCCAAACAUCGGGAUAGUCGUCGAUGGGCGGUCCACGAGGCCUCGGACGAGGAUUAG
Molecule: messenger RNA, 1437 nt
Organism: Aspergillus tubingensis
Lineage: Eukaryota; Fungi; Ascomycota; Eurotiomycetes; Eurotiales; Aspergillaceae
Product: IFRD domain-containing protein
Exons: 2
Coding region: 1-1437 (478 amino acids)
Source: RefSeq, a predicted model, not a curated record